AUGGAUGGGCAGAACAAGAUUUCGCAGCCUCUCUACUUCCCAGCAGACCAUCCGACGAUGCCGAGAUGGUUUAAGGGGAUGGAGCAAAUCAUUCAGGAGCGUGGUCUCUGGCCGGAGCGCGGUUUGAAGGCUCAAUGCUUUGACAGCUUUGCCAAGUGCCUACCAGGCUGCACCGGCUGCUGCUGUCGGCGUUUGCUCUUCAACCAACCUGACUUUGUCUCGCAGAAGCCCCAGCUGCAGGAAUAUAUUGAGUCCCGCGGUCACUUCUGCGACUUCUAUCCCAAGUACCACCCAGAAACUAACUUCAUAGAGCAAUACUGGGGCUAUUCAAAGCUCCAUUACCGCAAUACACCUCCGACAAACAACAUUCAAGAGAUGGAGAAGAAUGUGAAGGAGGCCCUUGACAAGGCUUCGCUCCUUCAAAUUUGGCGAUGGGCAAAUCGUGCCGCCCGUUUCAUUUCCUCAUACGCACAGGGUCUCAAUGGCGCGGAGGCGGCAUAUGCGAACCGGAAAUUCCACGGGCACCGGAUGUUACCAGCCCAUGUCGCAGCUUCUUUGAAGGAAGAGUUUAAGAAAUGGCUUAAGUCUAAACAUAAGAACUGA
Molecule: messenger RNA, 603 nt
Organism: Phanerochaete carnosa HHB-10118-sp
Lineage: Eukaryota; Fungi; Basidiomycota; Agaricomycetes; Polyporales; Phanerochaetaceae
Exons: 2
Coding region: 1-603 (200 amino acids)
Molecular function (GO): nucleic acid binding
Source: RefSeq, a predicted model, not a curated record